Vicia villosa (hairy vetch) is the source of this 2268-nucleotide messenger RNA. RefSeq lists its product as uncharacterized. The transcript is spliced from 4 exons. Gene Ontology annotation, molecular function: protein dimerization activity. NCBI's taxonomy places the organism in Eukaryota, Viridiplantae, Streptophyta, Magnoliopsida, Fabales, Fabaceae. The coding region runs from base 1 to 2268 and encodes 755 amino acids. The record is from RefSeq and is a predicted model, not a curated record.
AUGGCAUCAUCAUCUUCUGCAAGCUUAACACAAACUUCCAACAACAAAGGUUUUUUUAAACCUAUUGGUGAAGGUAUUGACAUAGCUUGGCAGUGGAACUCCUAUAAAGAUCAAAGCAAAAAAACUAUUGUUUGUGAUUUUUGUGAGCAUCCUUCAACAGGGGGAAUAACAAGAGCUAAGAAGCAUCAAUUGGGGAUAAGGGGAGAAGUUAGAGCUUGCAGAAAAAUUCCAGCUGACAUUAAGAAAAUUCUGCAGGAUAGUUAUGAUAAAAAACUAGCUGCAAGUGAUGCAUAUAUGGCAGAAGUUAAUGUCAAUGAAGAGGAUGAAGAUACUGUCCAAGAAAUAUCAAACCUAAGAGCAGGAAAAAGGCGUUCAACAGCUGCUGCCAGAACCAAGAAUAAUGCUAAAGGCCCCAUGGAUACGAUAUUGUUUCAAAAUCCAGAAGUAUCACAAAAGAAGACACUGUCAAUAGCUAAAAUGCAAACAUCCAUCAAAGAUUCUUGUGUGGAAAAUGCAAGGGCGUUAACUAAUCAAUACAUUGCUCGUUUCUUCUAUCAAAAUGGCUUGUCGUUUAAUGUUGUGAAAUCCAAAAGCUUUAAGUUAAUGAUUGAAGUUGUUGGAAAUUAUGGGCAGCACUUGAAGCCUCCUAGUUACCAUGAACUUAGAGUUCCCUUGCUCAAAAAGGAACUAGAGUUCACAAAGACAAAGUUGCAAGGGCUGGUGAUAGAGCGAACUCAAUUUGGAUGCUCUAUUAUGUCGGAUGCGUGGACAGACCGUAAGUCUAGAACAUUGAUCAAUUUUAUGGUUAAUACUCCAAGUGGGAGUAUGUUUGUGAGGAGUAUUGAUGGUUCGAGCUACAUGAAGACCGGAUUGAAGAUAUUUGAGUUGUUGGACUCAUUUGUUCAAGAGAUAGGAGAAGAAAACGUCAUACAAGUUUUGAGUGACAAUGGUAGCAAUUAUGUCUUGGCAGGAAAAUAUUUAGAGGAAAAAUAUCCUAGACUUUAUUGGACUCCAUGUGCUGCACAUUGCUUGGAUUUAAUGUUAGAAGACAUAGGAAAGUUGUCUACUGUUAAGAGGGCCAUAACAAGAGGACAAUUUCUUGCUGGAUUCAUCUACAACCAUACCAUAACCCUUAACAUAAUGAGGACGUUCACCGAAGGAGCUGAAUUGAUUAGGAGUGGAGUUACAAGGUUUGCAACAACAUUUCUCACGCUUCAAAGAUUGUAUAAACUAAAGAACAAUCUUAGAAGAAUGUUUGUAUCAGAAGCAUGGUUGAACACAAAGACAUCAAAAGAGGUUAAGGGGAAAAGGGCAUGUGCUGUUGUUCUCAUGACAUCAUUUUGGAAUGAUGUUCUAUACUCUCUUAAGGCAAUGGGGGCGAUUGUGACAGUUUUAAGAUUAGUUGAUAAUGAGAAGAAGCCGGCAAUGGGGUACAUAUAUGAGGCAAUGGAUAGGGCAAAGGAAAGUAUAGCAAAAUCUUUCAAUGGAAUUGAGAGUAAGUACUCUGAUAUUUUUAAAAUCAUAGAUAGUAGAUGGGAGUGCCAACUCCACCGUCCAUUGCAUGCUGCUGGGCAUUUCCUUAACCCACAACACUUUUACAAUGAUCCAAACAUUGGCAAAGACACGGAAGUGACAGAUGGGCUCUUUGCUUGCAUUCAAAGGCUUUCAAUAGAUGAAAUAGAGAAUGACAAAAUUCUAUCUCAGAUUGCUUUGUAUCGGAAGGCGAGUGGCACAUUUGGCAUGCCUUCUGCAGUUAGAAUGAAGGAAACAAUGUCCCCUGCAAUUGCAAUAAAAGUGUUGAGCCUAACAUGCAGCUCAUCGGGAUGUGAGCGUAAUUGGAGUACUUUUGAGCAAAUUCAUUCUAAGAAGAGAAGCAAGCUAGAGCAUCAAAAGCUACAAGACUUGGUUUUUGUGAAGUACAAUCAAGCUCUUUUAGAACGCUUCAAUAGCAAUGAUUUAAUUGAUCCUAUUCUCCUCAACAAUAUUGAUGAAUGUUAUGAAUGGUUGCAACAAAAUGAGGAUGAAAAUGGAAUAUUGGAAGAUGAUUUGGUUUUAGGAGAGGACGGUUUGACUUGGGAAGUUGUUGGUAAUGCCGUUGGGGCUAAUGAACCAACAAGAGUUACUAGGCAUAGACUUGCUACAUUAGUAUCUAAUGGAGAUGAGGAGUUGGAGGUAGAAGAAGAAGUGUUUGAAAUUGAAUCAAGUGAUGAGCAAGAUGAUAUUAAUGUGGUGGAACUUAGAAGUGAAGAUGAGGCGGAUGUGAUUUAG